AUGGACCUGUUGGAGGAGUGGCUCAGCCAUAAUGGAGAGAGAGCCACCAUAGAGGUCCUGGUGGACGCUCUGUUAAAGGCCCAUCUGCAGAAUGUCGUGGAUGGUCUGAAAAAUGAAUUUGGUGCGCUUCCUGUGCGUGUCAACCUGAGUCAGAAGCAACACCAACAGGAACAGAUCGCGGAACGGGUUCAAAGUCGUAUCCUGGAAUUCGAGGAACGACUAAUAACUGUUGACGUUUUGAGGGAUCCAGACCGCCUCCGGAAAGCACGGCAACUAUUGAGGGAACAUAAGGCUUUCUUGAUAGACCUUUCAAGUGGAUCUGUCAUCCUCUUCCUGAUGUUCCAGUGUCAAAAAGACCUGGAUGGUUUCUACCACAACCAUGACAAGGUUGGGGAGGGAACUCUGUCUCACAAACUCUCUAGCAUCCUCAUCCCAAGCAACAUUCAGGAGGAGUUCAAAGCAACAUUCGGGAGCAACAUUCAGGAGGGUACCCAACUGAUUGUGAGGCUUCAGGUGAAGCGCGAAGACUAUGAGGGAGUCCGAGAUAAACUGGAAAAAGAUGGCCCUGCUGAGAGACCAGGGACACCCCAGCGUGAUCAUCGGCGUUCACAGCGCAGACCCGGCUCUGUCGAAGGUGAUACAGAUACCCAGGAUGAUGGCGCGAUGAGUACCCAAGAUUGCAAUCGGCUGCAGCUGCAUAAGUAUCAGAUCACACAGAAGUUGCAGGUUGAUGAUGUCUUGGACCAUCUUCUGGAGGAGAGAGUGAUAAAUGACAGGGAUGUGGGCGAAAUCAUGGACUCUAACGAUGAGCAAAAAGCGUCCGUGCUGUUAGACAUCCUCCCCAGAAGAGGUGCACGCGCCUACGACGUCUUCUACGAUUCCCUGCUGCUGUGUGAGUCAACGGACUACUCGGACCUGGUCCUCGAUCUGGACAGGACGGAGAUGGGAGGAACAGGCCAAGGACGUCAACCGCGGAACAGAAUCCAAGUGGUCAUCCGGGUGCGCCCCUUGCAGGGGAAGGGUCAGAGAUGUCUGAGUGUUGACAGUAGUAAAGGGGAGGUGACGAUUCAUACAGACCAACCUGAACUGAAAAAGCAUAAAUUUGAUGAAGUGUUCAAUGAGGAGACCACACAGGAAAAGAUCUAUGAUACCAUGGCCAGCCCCAUUGUUGACGCAGUACUGGAGGGGUACAACGGCUGUAUUUUGUGUUAUGGAAAAACUGGCUCGGGGAAGACUUACACCAUGGCAGGACCAUCGGAUAGAGACCUGAACGAGAAAACAGAAGGCAUCAUCUACAGAGCGCUGAAACAGCUGUUUCUGAAGUCUCAGAAGAAACAGGAGUGGGACAUUUCAUUCUUCAUCAGCGUGUUUGAAGUCUACGAAGAAAAGGUUUAUGACUUGACAGUGUCUCUGGCGGAUCGUCGGCCCUUGAACAUCACAGAAGACACAGAUGCCAGCGUGUUCUACGCCUCGAAUCUUAAGAAACACGGCAUCGCCAACGCCAGGGAAGCAACGAAGGUGUUCUUCAAAGCAUCACAGGCGAGACGAACACGACCCACAAAGGCCAACGACCAGAGCUCUCGCUCUCAUAUGGUCUUCUUGGUUGAGGUGACCAUUCUCCACAAAGAGGGAGCAAAACCAGGCCGCAAGGGACAGUUGUGCCUGGUGGACCUGGCAGGGAGCGAGUCGGCAACGGGAAAAGACACAGGUUUCAUCAACAAGUCCCUGUUCCAUCUGAAAGAGGUUAUCCGAUUUCUGUCUGAGAAAAAAUCCAAGAAUUUUAUAUUUAGGCUCAGCACGCUAACAAAGCUUCUCAAAACAGUCCUGGCCGGAAACUCGAGGACGGCUUUUAUCAUCAACGUGGAUCCGUCUAAGAAGUCGCUACAACCAACACGAAGGUCACUCGAAUUCGCUUCCCAUGCUAAGAAGGUCCCGGCCAAGCCAAAGAUCAACUACAUCGCAUAUGAAGAUCUCUGCAGGAGGUACCUGAAGGAAAUCGGAAAACUAAAGAGACAGCUUAAAGCGUUGGCGGCGGGACAGUCGGAAAGUGACGAAACUGCUGUGUUGACGGAGCAUGCUACAACAGCCGGCGUCGAAAAAGACCCCGAAAAGGUUGAUGCAAACGAAGUUCGUGAGCUGGUGAACUCCAUCUUGACGAACACGGAGCAGGAAUCUAAGGCCACGCUAGACGACCUUCUGGGCAAAGGGUUCGAAGAGAUUAAGAGCGAGAUCUUAGCGCAGACUACAGAUCUUAAGAAGAACUUGGAUGUUUCAGAAAAGCUACUACAGGAGGUUCACAGUACGCAACAACAUGUGUUAGAACAGCUGCAGCCCAGACAGCUGCUAACCAACAUCCAGGAGCGGAGAGCGGAAGAGCAGCACCACUCACGUGACGACACAUCCGGUCAGCUCGAUGAUCACGUGCAACAGAUGAAUAGGACAAUGGAGGAAUUCACAACUGUGCACCGCAAGGUUGAGGAACACUUGAGGAAUAUCUCGGCGAACAUGAAGAAUGAGAGCGCUGCAGGGGCGGCGGCAGCUGAUGAACAGACGUCUCAACCCAUUGAUGGAGGCCAACAACAGAGGUGA
Molecule: messenger RNA, 2589 nt
Organism: Branchiostoma belcheri (Belcher's lancelet)
Lineage: Eukaryota; Metazoa; Chordata; Leptocardii; Amphioxiformes; Branchiostomatidae
Product: kinesin-like protein KIF3A
Exons: 15
Coding region: 1-2589 (862 amino acids)
Biological process (GO): microtubule-based movement; signal transduction; regulation of apoptotic process
Molecular function (GO): ATP binding; microtubule binding; plus-end-directed microtubule motor activity
Source: RefSeq, a predicted model, not a curated record